AUGUGGUAUGUUGGAUUUAUAAGGAAAAGACGAAUGGUGAUAUGUCUACUUUAAUCGAAGAAGGCCAAACUAUGCCAAAGUGCGUAACAAGAAGAAGCAUUAUUUGGAGAUGAAGUACAUAUGUUAUAGAGUUGGGACCUAUAAGAGUCGUGUUGGUGUACAGACAGAAGAUGAAUCAUCGAAAAGCCGGCCAAUUCAGAAACCAAGCAAGAAGAUCGAUUGCAGAUGCUAUGUUACUGUCACCUGUUAUUUUCUAGAACCUAAUGUAAUAUUCGUUAAAGAUAAAGUAUUAAGUCGUAAAGGUCAAUGGGACAAAAGAAUUGUCUGUUUAAGUAAAUGUCCUAUUGACUUAUAUAUGGUUAUUGAUACGUAGGGGCCUUACUUUUCUACACUUUGUGGGGUUUUUUAUUUAAUGUUAAAGUGUUAUCCUUGCAGCU
This is a messenger RNA of Rhizopus microsporus ATCC 52813, 437 nucleotides long. RefSeq lists its product as uncharacterized. Bases 110 to 373 code for a protein of 87 amino acids. Lineage: Eukaryota; Fungi; Mucoromycota; Mucoromycetes; Mucorales; Rhizopodaceae. The transcript has a single exon. The record is from RefSeq and is a predicted model, not a curated record.